Messenger RNA from Apis cerana (Asiatic honeybee), 3098 nucleotides. It is a transcript of the gene Aps, whose product is annotated as diphosphoinositol polyphosphate phosphohydrolase 1 Aps. Lineage: Eukaryota; Metazoa; Arthropoda; Insecta; Hymenoptera; Apidae. The record is from RefSeq and is a predicted model, not a curated record. Gene Ontology annotation, molecular function: bis(5'-adenosyl)-hexaphosphatase activity; bis(5'-adenosyl)-pentaphosphatase activity; diphosphoinositol-polyphosphate diphosphatase activity. Gene Ontology annotation, biological process: diadenosine pentaphosphate catabolic process; diphosphoinositol polyphosphate metabolic process; diadenosine hexaphosphate catabolic process. Gene Ontology annotation, cellular component: cytoplasm; nucleus.
UGUUUUUUCAAAUAUUUUAUUAAACAAUUACAUAAAAAAUAAUCAAUAAACAACAAUUAAUUAUAAAUAGACAACAUGCUAUAGAAAACAUUAUUUCCAUAAAUCUCCCAAAAACAUUAUUCUUUUAAUAUUAUUAUUUAAGAAUUAAUAAUAUAUUUUAUUUAUUAUAAUUUAUUUUUAUUAUUUUAUAUAAAAUAUGUUUUAUUUACUUAAAAUAUAUCAUAUUUUAUUGUUUUUUCUAGCAUUUUACUUUAUAAAAUGGGACAAUUGAGCUACUAACAAAUUAUCUAUAUUCGAAAAUAAAAAAAUAGAAUAAAUCAUAAGAUUAUUGACAAAAGAAUAUAAAAACAUAUUUUUUAAAUUUUUUAUUAUAUUUUUAUCUUUAUACAUUAAAAGCAUAACACUAUAUUUACAUAAUACGAUUUAAUUUUAAAAAUUUUCUAUUGAUUAAUUUUUUUUGUUAUUAUUGAUUUUCAUUUAUAUAUACACAUGUAUUUAUUUAAUCUCUUUUAUUUAAAAAUAAAAAUCUUAUUUUUUUUUAUGUUUGUUCAACUUAUUUAAAAGUGAUAAUUUUGUUUAAAAAAUGAUUUAAUUUAUUUUUUAUGUACUUAAAUCAAUACAAGUAUUUAAAAUAAUAAUUAUUUAUUUAAAUUAUAAUUUUAAAUCUCCCAAAAAUUUAUAUAUUUCUUUAUAUUUAUAUUAAUUUACAUUUUAAAUUACUCUCUAUUUAUCUAAAAUAAGAUUUUCUAUCUAGUGAAAGCGAUGUUGCCAAUAUUAGUUUAUUAUUUACUUGUAUUUAUUUGUAUUGUAUAAACUAUUAUGUAUGUAACUGAAUAUAUCUAUUAAGAAAUAAAUAAAUCUAUUCACGAAUAUUUUCAUUCCUUAAUAAAUAUAAUUAGAUACAAUAGAAACAAUAAAAAUAAUAUAUAAUAGUUAUAUUUAAUAAUAAUAAACAUAUUAAAAUUUAAUAUAAAUUGUUUUAAUAUAUACACAAAUCUAUAUAGAAAUAAUUUAGUAAUAAUAUAUUUUUAGGAAAAAUUUCAAUUGUAUGUUUUAUUUAUAUUUAAUUAUUUCAAAGACUUACUUCAUUAUAAAAUAUAUAGUUAUAUUUAUUAUAAAUUUAUGUAUGAUUGAAGUAAAAUAUAGUUAAAUGAUCACUCUUUAUUCGUAUGUUGAAAACAUAGACCAGAUGGAGUUACUUGUCUAGUGAAUACUUUAAAAGUUUUGAGGUUAUAGCAAUUUUCUACAAGGACAACAUUAUCGUGAUAUAGCAUUGUUUAAGCAGAAAGUCGUCCUUUCACUCGGACGAAAGAUAGACUAUUAAAUUAAUUAUGUGAGCAAUUAAAGCUCACUAACUAAUUCUAUGUCGAUGAUAUGUCGGCUUCAAACAAUAUUAAAAUAAUGCAAGCAUACAGAUUGGCCUAUCUGGCCGUCUGACAAAUAUGAAUUUAUGGAAUAAUUUUGUAACUUUAAUAAUCGAUCAUGGUCAAGGAAAAACCAAAUUCAAUCCGUAUUUACGAUUCAGAAGGUUAUAGACGUAGAGCUGCAUGUAUCUGCGUUAAAAACGAUCUUGAAGAUGAGGUACUUUUGGUUACAUCCAGUCGUAGACCUGAUAGUUGGAUAGUACCUGGUGGAGGUGUUGAACCGGAGGAAGAACCUGCAGUAACAGCAUUGCGAGAAGUUCGAGAAGAGGCUGGUGUUUUAGGACAAUUAGGCAGAUGUCUUGGUAUAUUUGAGAAUGUGGAACAUAAACAUAGAACACAAGUGUGGGUUAUGAGAGUAACCGAAGAAUUGCCAGAAUGGGAAGAUUCACGCACUAUUGGUCGAAAACGAAAAUGGUUCUCUAUACCAGAAGCCUUGCUUCAGCUUGCUCAGCACAAGCCCGUCCAACGUUCUUAUAUACACAGCCUCCACAAUACUAAUCCUCGACAUAAUCCUAAUAUUUCACCAUCUCACCAUUCACAUACCACUGUAACAUCUAUUCAAUUAAUGAAUAAUUCUAGUAACAAUCCUCAUUUAAACAAACAUAGCUAAUAUUAAAUACCAUCCAUUUGCGUGAACAAUUGCUAUUGUGUUAGAUAUUUGUUACUACUCCUUUUCUUUCAUAUAGUUAUAACAAUUAAAAAAGUUAUAUUUUAUAUUUAAAAUGUACAUUCUCUUUUUCUUAUUUUUCUUUCCAUUCUUUAAUCUUUAUUUAUAGUAAAAUCUCGGUGGACUUUGUUACUAUAACUACUAGUGCUACUAUUAUAUAAUUAUUGCUAUUAUUACUAUUACUAUUACUAUUAUCAUUAAUAUUGCUAUUCUACUAUUAAUAUUAUUAUUAUACUACAGAUAUUAUUAUUAUUAUUUUUAUUAAUAUUAAUAUUAAUAUUAUUGUUGUUGUUGUUAUUCUUAUUCUUAUUAUUAUUAUCAUUAUUAUCAUCAUCAUCAUCAUCAUCAUCAUCAUCAUCAUCAUCAUCAUCAUCACCACCACCACCACCACCACCACCACCAGCACCACCAUUGUUAUUGUUAUUAUUAUUAUUAUUGUUAUUGUUAUCAUUAUUAUUGUUGUUGUUAUAUAGUUGUUGUUAUUAUUAUUAUCAUAAUUAUUAUUAAUUUUUAUUAUAUUAUUGUUAUUGUUGUUGUUGUUGUUGUUAUUAUUAUUAUUAUUAUUAUUAUUAAUUUUUAUUCUUAUAUUAUUGUUAUUAUUUUAUUAUUAUUAUCAUCAUCAUUAUCAUUGUCAUUAUCAUUAUCAUUAUUAUUAUCAUUAUCAUUAUCAUUAUCAUCAUUAUUAAUUGCAAUCAUUAUUUUCUUUCUUAUCAUUAAUGUUAUAUUUAUUCAUAUAAAUUAAUUAAAAACUGGUCCAUAAGAAGCAGUUUUUUCAACUUAGUUCUUACUUUUAUUAUAAUUUCAGGGAAAUAUUUCAUACAUAAAUAAGUACAUAAUUUUCAUACGUAAAGUGGAUGGUGUUUUAUGUAAAAAAACAAGUUCCGUAAUUAAAAUAUUUCUCUCAUAUUGUUUAAAUAUAUUCAAAGAAUGUUAUAAAAUCUCAUAAUGAAACACAUAUCUGUACUUCAAGAAUUUGUUUUGAAAAAAAAAAUUUAUUGAUAUGAUUA